AUGUCCAUGACCCUCGAAGAAGCCCAAGUGCCCCGCCAGCCAAACCCAGUUCCAUCUGGCCCGGACAAUGUGCUCGAGCAAUUCAACCUGAAAGACCGCGUUGUUGUCGUGACAGGAGCUGCUGAAGGCAUUGGCGGUGCCGUGGUCGACUCCAUGGCCGAAGCUGGUGCCAAUGUAGCACUCUGGUACCGUAGCAACGACAAGGCCAUCACGAAAGCCGAAGAGCUAGCAAAGAAGCAUGGAAAUAAGUUCAAGGCAUACCAGAUCGAGAUCUCCGACCCGGACAAGGUGAAAGAACUGGUCGCUAAGGUUGUAGAGGACUUUGGAAGACUGGACGUUAUGGUUGCGAAUGCCGGUAUGGCUAUUUCGAAGCCGAUCCUGGAGACCAGUGUGGAGGAGUACAAGAAGCAGUUUGCGGUCAAUGUUGACGGUGUCUUCUACUGUGCCAAAUAUGCCGGAGAGCAAUUCAAGAAGCAAGGCAAGGGUAACUUGAUCAUCACGUCGAGUAUCUCAGCACACAUCGUCAACGUGCCAGUGGACCAACCUGUCUACAACUCCACAAAGGCAGCCAUUACUCACCUAGGCAAGUCUCUAGCUAGAGAAUGGCGCGAGUUCGCUCGAGUUAACAUCGUCUCGCCUGGCUUCUUCAACACCAAGAUGGGAGCGGGAGAAAGCGUCAUCAACGAAGCCUACCGCAUGACACCCAUGGGCAGACAGGGUGAUGUCAGAGAGAUCAAGGCUCUCUAUCUGUACCUUGCUAGUGAUGCUAGCAGUUAUCAGACCGGUAGUGAUACUGUCAUCGAUGGAGGUUACAUCUUGCCUUGA
Molecule: messenger RNA, 825 nt
Organism: Aureobasidium namibiae CBS 147.97
Lineage: Eukaryota; Fungi; Ascomycota; Dothideomycetes; Dothideales; Saccotheciaceae
Product: NAD(P)-binding protein
Exons: 3
Coding region: 1-825 (274 amino acids)
Cellular component (GO): intracellular anatomical structure
Molecular function (GO): oxidoreductase activity, acting on NAD(P)H, oxygen as acceptor
Source: RefSeq, a predicted model, not a curated record